UGUCAAGACGAUAAAAGGCCACUGCACUGCCUUCUGCAACACUUGAUUUUAGAAGAGACCAGAGACCCAGCCACCAAAGAUCUGCUCAGCUCUGUUUGAACUUGAAGAUGACAUCAAAAGUUCAUUUGAUCCUCCUGAGUUGGUUGUUAACCCAGCAAGUGACAGGCCUGACUGAGCGUUCCGACCUGGACAUGGCUCCCAAUGCAUUUGAUGAUCAGUAUGAGGGCUGUGUUGAAGACAUGGAGAGAAAAGCACGCCAGCUGUUAGAAGAAGACUUCAACAUGUGUAAGAAAUUUGAACGUUUGUGGAAAGAGGCAGAGGUAAAAUGGAAUGAGACAAAAAAGACAAUGAAGUAUCCCAAAGGUUUCAAUGACUACCAUGGAACAGCUGUAGUGGCUUACACUGGGCACACCCUCAACAAUUUUCACACAGCUGUUAGAGAAUUCAAGAAAAAUCCCAGUAACUUCCAUUACAAGGCCUUCCAUUACUACUUAACAAGAGCCCUUCAGCUUCUGAGAAACCAAAACCGUAGUUGUUACACAGUUUACAGAGGCAGCAAGAACAAGUUUCAUUACAGUGGGGAGGGCUCUGUGCGGUUUGGGCAUUUCGGUUCCUCAUCUUUCAACAGAAGAGUAGCUUAUGUGGACUUUGGUGGUGCUACUGGAACACUGUUUACCAUCAAAACGUGCUUGGGGGUUAACAUAAGUGGUUUUUCCUACAAACCUAAACAAAUGGAGGUGUUAAUUCCAGUAUAUGAAGUAUAUGACAGUGUCACCGUAGAAGAAAGUAGCAAGUGGAAUGAGGAAAUUACUCUGGAGUCCCCCAAAAGAGGGAAGAGCAACUUCAAUUGCUUCUACAGCAGUUCUACCAACAAGAGUCAUUUCAGCAGCUCAGCAACCCUGCUGCUUGUGGUGCUACCUGGUCUCCUGGUACAGCUGCUGCCUCUUGUUGAGCUGUAGCCCUCUCCUGCCUGCAGUUCAUGGGUCUGAGUGUUGAAGGUCAGCCCAGGGGCAAGAACUUGGUGGUUCUCUGAGGUCUGUGGUAGAACGAAGAUUGCAAUCAUUUUGGUGUAUAUCUACUUUAGCAUUCAUGACUUCCAUAGACACCCAAGGACCUGCUGGGUCUGUGGGUGAAAUUUUAUGCUCUGACUACAAAUUUACUACCCUUUGACACUUUGCUAUCGUCAAAGAGCAGUGUUUGUCUUCAUGGUCAGCUGUAACAGUUUUAAAGCAAGUGUUAUGUGAUGAAUGUUACAAUCUAGGAAAUAAACCAUUUAUAACCACA
Peromyscus leucopus (white-footed mouse) is the source of this 1284-nucleotide messenger RNA. Its product is annotated as T-cell ecto-ADP-ribosyltransferase 2-like. Gene Ontology annotation, molecular function: NAD+-protein-arginine ADP-ribosyltransferase activity; NAD+ poly-ADP-ribosyltransferase activity. Bases 108 to 959 code for a protein of 283 amino acids. The transcript has 4 exons. NCBI's taxonomy places the organism in Eukaryota, Metazoa, Chordata, Mammalia, Rodentia, Cricetidae. The record is from RefSeq and is a predicted model, not a curated record.